This is a messenger RNA of Moneuplotes crassus, 3534 nucleotides long. NCBI's taxonomy places the organism in Eukaryota, Ciliophora, Spirotrichea, Euplotida, Euplotidae. The record is from the annotation of a GenBank genome assembly.
AUGAACAAAAGAACGAGAAGAGACCAACUUAGGACUAACACUGAUUCUGAAGAGGAAUCUGAACUGAACAUGUUUCUUAGAGAGCAUUUUGGCAAAGGAUCUUAUGAGAAUGCAUAUGCCUUUACCCCAAAAUUCACGGAUAGUCGUAAGAAAUUCCCUGCUAAAUCUCCCGGAAUUAAUCAGGACGAUAAGCCGAGGAAGACUCUGAGGAAAUCUUUGAUAGCACAAGAUGCUGAAAAUGUGGAAACUAAGGAUGAUAACCGAUACCUUGCUCCUAAGAAUGAUAAAGAUCGGGCUCAUUUGUUCUUGCCUAAGAAAAAGCUUAUCAGAAAAUUAGUGUCUUUAGUCAAACCCAACGCCAAAAAGAUGCAUCUUGGCUUGUGGAAAUAUGUGAUUUCAAUCAAGAAUGGAGGGAAUGCCAAUACUGGAGAACGGAUCAAGGCCUAUAUCUCUAAAGAUGCUGAGAUAUUUACCAAGAACAAAGCCUUUGAAGCAUGUAGGAGGGAUCAACAAGAUAAGACACUUCCUUAUGAGAGGUUCAAAAUUGGAAGAGAAACUUCUAAUAUCUCCAGACUUGAAUACUGGGGACUACCUAAAGGAAUCGUAAAGGGAUUUCAUAAUAAUACAAAGAUCAGGAGUCUCUUCGCAUGGCAAAUUGAUUUGUUGAGACAAGAAGGAGUAUACGAUGAUGGACGUAGCAUAGUCUAUUUCGCUCCAACAAGUGGAGGGAAAAGUUUACCUGCUGAGCUAAUAAUGCUCAGGAACAUCUUCGUACCAUCCAAAACUAGAACUGGAGUGAGCCCUUACUCAAUCAAUGCUGAACAGAAGCGUUGUGUCUACAUUCUUCCCUUUGUUAGCAUAGUGAAUGAAAAGACAGAAUACCUCAAAAGAAUUUGUCAGACUUCAAAUCUCCGAAUAGAAGCCUUCUGUAGUCAAAGUGAGAAUGUCUGGACUCCGAACGUGGACAUAGCUGUGUGAACAAUCGAAAAGGCCAACUCUCUCCUUAACAAAGUCAUUGAGGAAGGGACCUACAGAAAUCUGGACAUUUUUGUGUUUGAUGAACUCCACAUGAUCCUAGAUGGUCACAGAGGAUACCAGAUAGAAUACAUCCUAACUAAGCUUAAAGCUCUCGAGAAGUUAGAACAAGAGAGAAUGCUCGAAGGCCUCGACUGGAAAGGAGAACCAAGAUCCGAGGAUGACCAAAACCUCAAGAGCAAGACAUUUCAAAUCAUUGGGAUGUCCGCAACUAUGGGGAAAUCAGAAAAACUGAGUGAGUGGCUUGACUGUGACAUCUUUGAGAGUGAUUACCGUCCUGUUCCCCUCUCAGAGUAUUAUAUCUCUGAUACAAAAAUGUAUAACAAGAAACAUGAAGAGGUGUUUAAAUUUGAGCCCCAUUCGAACUUCUUGACGGUACUCAAAACUAUAGUUCGGACAUAUUUUCAUUUCAGAAAAUCAGUGAUAUUGUUCUGCAACACCAAAAGAUCAUGAGAAAUGCUUGUUCUCAAACUAUCAAAGCAGAUUGAGAACACGAUGACCUUUGAGUCAAAAGCAGAUAUGAAAGAAAUUUACAAAGAACUUGAGAUACUCAAGGGAAUAGAGUCUCUCGGUUCUCCCAGUAAAAGGUCACAAGAGAUACUCAAUGCUAGAAAUGAUAUAUUGAGAAAACUCUCAAUGACUAGUGUAGGUCUCUGAGACACUCUUAAAGAGACAGUUCCUCAAGGAAUGGCUUACCAUCACUCAGGCUUAACAGACGAAGAGCGAAAUAUCAUUGAGCAGGGAUAUAGAGAUGGUCAUCUCUUGCUUCUUGCAGCAACUUCGACACUUUCAACUGGGAUAAACCUGCCAGCGAAGGCUGUUAUCUUCAACAUGCCUCAGAUUGGAAGAGCUUUGCUUGACAAAACUCACUACAAACAAAUGAGUGGAAGAGCUGGUCGGACAGGGUUCGAUACCUUCGGUGAAUCAAUCUUAAUCUGUGACAAGGGUAAAUCGCAACACUUGGAACUAACUAAAGAUGUACUAAUGAAAGGAGAUUUUUCAGAGAUUACCCUCCAAAGUACAAUAGAUUUUUACACCUUGCGAAGGUUGAUCCUAGAAUCUAUUGCCAGUACAGCUGUGAAGUCGUUUCGAGAGAUCGGAAUCUUUCUGAGUCAGCUACUAAAAGUCCAGCUGCUCUCACAAGCUCCUUGCAAGGAAUGUGAGGAGUCAUACCACAGUAAUAAAUGAGUCUUUGAAAAUGAUGAAAACUCCGCAUUCUUACUAGAUUCCACUCUGAACGAAGAGAUAGCUUGCUAUAAAGAUAAAAUUAUCGAAGAAUCUGACAAAAAUCCUGAAGACAAGAAGUUAGACGAGGAAAUAAUUCAAGAGUUCUACUGUAUCAACUGUAUCUACGAUGCAGUUUUCAAAGUUCUGGUUCACUUAAGAAGACAAAAGUUCCUCGCUCUUAGUGAAAUUAGAGAGAAUGGAUCUGUCUUACCAACAUCACUCGGAAAAGCAUGCUUCGCGAGCAGUAUUACUCCAGAAGAAGGACUUGAGAUCUUUAAGGACCUAUUCAAUGCAAGGUUAGGUCUCCAGUUAAGCUCAGAUUUACACUUAUGCUUCCUUGUGACACUUUGUAUGUCACCUCUCAUCGAGCCAAAAUGGGAUAAAUACUCAAACAGGCUAAAUCAUCUGAUCCCAGAUGAGGAAAAACUUCUUGAAGAAAUAGGUAUUGACCAAGAACAAGCGUGUGGAUGGGCUUACUUUCCCCCUUCCCAAGAUUACCUUAAAGUAGGAGGAUCUCAGAUCUACCUUGAAAGUAAAAAGUACUGCCAGGUCAGAGAAGAAAGGAAGUUUUCACAAACAGAUGAACCUGGUCCAAACAAACUUGAUGAAGUCCAUGUACUGAGGAGAUAUGUCAGAUUCUUCAAUGCUCUAAUUAUUCAAGAUAUCCUCAGAGAGACACCUAUAAACGUCAUUGCCAGUACAUACUCCAUUAACAGAGGGAUAGUCCAGCAGAUACAGCUGGCAGCUGUAAAUGCUAGUGGAAUUCUCAGCUGUUUUUGAGAAAGACUUCACUGGGCUGAUCUCACGGUCCUCUUCCUGAGGAUCAACGAGAGGUUGAACAUGGAAGUUCAAGAAGAACUCUUAGAACUCAUGCAGAUCAAGAGCCUCAAAUCUGAAAAGGCUAGAAUACUCUACAAUGCUGGAAUUACAGAUCCAGAAACAGUCCAUCAUACUAGUGCUGACAAGUUGCUCAAGAUAAUACAAGAGGGAGAAUGCUUCAUGUCCAAAAAGUCUAAUUUUGAUAGAGAAAAUCAGUACAGAAGGAAAUACAUAGAAACAAUUGUCUCAGCGAUCAAGAAAGAAUCAAUGUUAUUAGUAAAGGACUUCAGCAAGAAGGAGGAUCUCUCCUCUUCUUCGCGGAGCGCAAGUUCCGCUGAGAACACCUACCUCGAGAUAAUCUCCGAUGAGGACGACCUCGCUGAUAUUGACGAGGAUGAUCUCGAAGAACUUGAAGCUCAAAUAAACCAAGAAGAUAUUCUAGAUUUAAUUUAA